AUGUCUGUUCCAAGCCAACACCGUUCUAUUAUUAUUAACCCUCCUCCACCAGAAUAUAUAAAUAACAAAAACAGCGGUUGUCAAACAAACCAACUUCAGUACUUACAGAGGGUAGUCAUGAAAGCCAUGUGGAGACACAACUUUUCCUGGCCGUUUCAUCAGCCCGUAGAUGCAGCAGCACUGAAUCUUCCUGAUUAUUACAGUAUUAUAAAGAAACCUAUGGACUUGAGCACCAUUAAAAAGCGUCUGGAACACAAUUACUACACAAAAGCUGUGGAAUGCAUUGAAGACUUUAAAACGAUGUUCCUAAACUGCUACCUAUAUAACAAGCCUGGUGAUGACAUUGUGUUUAUGGCCCAAGAACUAGAAAAAGUGUUUAUGCAGAAAAUAGCCCAAAUGCCACCAGAAGAAAGACUAGUGAUUCUCAACAAAGGAAAGAGAAAAGGAAAGAAGCCAGAAGAAACACAGCAGCCCAACCCUGGGACUUCAAAUGAACAAAGCACAAUGCAGAAACAAGCUGAAAGCAGUGAGCAGCCUCCAGUGAUGACUCAAGAGCUACAUCAGGUUACACUAGCUCCUUUGUCUGCAGCUCAGCUGACUGCUUUAAUGCCAACUGCAGUCCCUAUAACAAAGGCAAAAAAAGGUGUGAAAAGGAAGGCUGACACUACAACUCCUACUACUUCAAUAUUCACAGCAAGCGGUGAAUCUUCUGCAACAUUUAAUGAAAGAAAAGCUGUUAAAGCACGCAGAGGUGAAAAUGAAUGUAUGAUACCAAAUAAGCUUCUGAAGAGAUACUUGCCAGAUUCUCAACAGCCACCUGAAAUUCUUAAAAAGAUUCAGUUGUCAGAACAACUAAAACAUUGUAAUGAAAUAAUUAAAGAAAUGUUUUCAAAGAAACAUGCAGCUUAUGCGUGGCCUUUCUUAAAACCUGUAGAUGUUGCAUCUUUCUCGCUUGGUGAGAACCAAGGGACCACCAAAUGUCCUACAGACCUGGGAACCAUUAAAAAGAAAAUGGAUAAUUUUGAAUAUAGAGAUAUACAAGAAUUUGCUACGGAUGUUAGAUUAAUGUUCAUGAGCUGCUACAAACGUAAUUCUCCAGACCAUGAAAUAGUUGCUAUGGCGAGAAAACUUCAGGAUGUUUUUGAGAUGCACUUUGCCAAAAUUCCUGAUGAACCUGUUGCAAGUAUUCCUCUGCCACAGCCCACAAGAGACAUGACAGAAGCUUAUUCCAGUGAGAGCAGUGAUGAUGACUCUUCAGAAGAAAAAUCAUCUGAAGACUCUGAACAGGAGAGAACAGUGCACCUUGCAAAGCUUCAGGAGCAACUUAAAGCUGUUCACCAGCAGUUGCGGGCUUUGACCAGAGCAUACUUACCUAGACUGAAAAAGAAAAAAGGGAAGGCUAAAAGGGAGAAAAGUAACAACACGGAAAAAGCCAAAAUAAAAAGCCUGAUUCAAAAGAAGAAAAAUCUAAAACACAAGAAGAAAUCUAAGAAGAAGCUGUCUUUAAACUUUCAAUCAAAGAAAACCAUGCAGCAGGUCUUGUUGACACAUAAGUCAGAAGAUGAAGAUGGUGCCAAGCCUAUGAAUUAUGAUGAAAAAAGACAGUUGAGUUUGGACAUAAAUAAACUCCCUGGAGAUAAGCUUGGGAAAGUAGUCCAUAUAAUACAGUCAAGAGAACCUUCACUGAGGAACUCUAACCCUGAUGAGAUAGAAAUAGACUUUGAAACUUUAAAGGCUUCAACGCUCAGAGAACUAGAGAAAUAUGUGGCAACCUGUUUGAAGAAGAGACCAAGAAAGGAACGGGCUAAAAAAACAACAAAGUCAAAAGAACAACUGAGUUCUGAGAGGAAACAAGAGCUAGAGAAGAGACUACUGGAUGUCAAUGGUCAACUAAACCCGAAGAAGGAGAACCUCAAGUUUGAAAACAAUGCUGAGUCCAGUAUUGGACCAAGCAGGCUGAGCGACAGCAGCAACAGCAGCAGCUCCUCGGACUCUGGAAGCAGUACUAGCAGUGGUUCUAGCUCCUCAGAUAGCAGUGACUCUGAAUCGGGUAUAAUCUCAGCUGUAUCUGCUCUGCAUGAUGCUCCAGACCAGCAAACUCCUCAGAGUAUUCCAAGGACAAAUCAGUCUUCUGUAUCCAACACAACUUCCCAGGUUGACAGUGCUGAUUGGAGUAAACAAGCUGAGAAAACAAUACAUCUAGACAAAUCAAAUAAACUUCAAAACAAGGCCAGUGAGAGAACUGCUGAUUCAAUAUCCAUAAGUCAAGAACAAAGUCGUUCUACACCUAACGAUAAACCUAAUGGUAAAAACAUGCCAGAGCCAAAAUCCAAAAUUCUUCCAAUAAAGGAUACAGGAUUUAAGAAUAUAGAUUCCUGGGUAAGCUUAUGUAAAACGAUGAUGCUUCCAGCUCCAAUAAAAACAUCUGCUGAGAGCUUCAAACAGUUCAGGAAAGCAGCAUUAAAGAAGAGGAGUGGGCAAGCGCAGGAGUUAAAAAGGGGCCAUGAAGGCACAGCAUCGGAUGCCAUUGCAGUGACAGACUGUGAGCCCCAAAACCAGCAGAAGAGCAAACAACUGCCCAAAGUUCAACAACAUACUCUUGUUCAAGACCGUAACUUGGCUAGAAAAAUGGAACAAGAACGCAGGAGGAGAGAAGCAAUGGCUUGUACAAUUGAUAUGAAUCUGCAGAGUGAUAUUAUGGCAUCUUUUGAAGAAUAUCUUGAGUGA
Pygoscelis adeliae (Adelie penguin) is the source of this 2727-nucleotide messenger RNA. It is a transcript of the gene BRDT, whose product is annotated as bromodomain, testis-specific. The transcript is spliced from 17 exons. Lineage: Eukaryota; Metazoa; Chordata; Aves; Sphenisciformes; Spheniscidae. The record is from RefSeq and is a predicted model, not a curated record. Gene Ontology annotation, biological process: chromatin remodeling; positive regulation of transcription elongation by RNA polymerase II. The coding region runs from base 1 to 2727 and encodes 908 amino acids. Gene Ontology annotation, cellular component: chromatin; nucleus.